This is a messenger RNA of Dictyostelium purpureum, 807 nucleotides long. RefSeq lists its product as uncharacterized. The record is from RefSeq and is a predicted model, not a curated record. Gene Ontology annotation, cellular component: WASH complex. The coding region runs from base 1 to 807 and encodes 268 amino acids. The transcript is spliced from 2 exons. Lineage: Eukaryota; Evosea; Eumycetozoa; Dictyosteliales; Dictyosteliaceae.
AUGAAUUUGAUAUCACCUCCACCACCACCACCACCAAUGAACGGAGUUCCACCACCUCCACCACCUCCACCACCACCAAUGGGUAAAUCAGCUGCCCCUCCACCACCACCAUCAGCCGACGACGACGAUGAUAAUGAAGAAUCAAGCGAAGGAGGUGUUUGUUAUAAAGAUGACCCAAGAUAUAAACCAUUUUUCGAUUUACACAGAAAACAAGUUCCAAUUAUGGCCUUUCAAGGUAAAAUGUUGGCACAAGGUUUAGAUCCAAAUGCAAUAAAUACACCAGAUGCAAUUGUUAAAGACGGUGUCAAACCAAAACCAAUAGAAAUUUCACAAUCUACAGAUAAUUUAGCUGCAAUUGCAUCAUCUGCCCCACCACCACCACCACCACCAUCAGAUUUAUCAUUAUCAUCAUCAUCAUCAAUUCCACCACCACCAGCAAUAUUCGAAGAAUCACCAAAAUUAAUCAUUCCACCACCACCAAUGAUGAAUAAAAAUAAUAACAGUGAUGAUGAUGACGACGACGAUGAUGAUGACGAAGAAGUAAACAAUGCACCAAAAUUAAUCAUUCCACCAGUUAUGAAUAACAAUAGUGAUGAUGACGAUGACGAUGAUGACGAAGAUAAUAUAGGAAAUAAUAAUAAUAACAAUAAUAAUAAUAUACUUUCAGGAUCUUUAGAUAUUCCCGCACCACCAGAAGAUUUAUUUAUACCAGCACCACCAACCAUUUCUAUUCCAUUACCACCAUCUACUAGAAAUUACGACGACGAUGACGACGACGAUGAUGACGAUGAUGAAUCAUGGAAUUAA